AUGCGUCCCACUACAGCUCUGGUCACUGCCGGCGUCCUCGCCUCAGGCGCGUCGGCUGAGAACUAUCUCGGCUUCAACUCAGGCGCCACACUGGCCGACCGCUCCGCCAAAUUCAAGGCCGACUUCGAAGCCGAGUUCAAGACGGCGCAGGGUCUCGAGAACGCCCCAGGGACGUUCAACGCCGUGCGCCUGUACACCAAUAUCCAGGCCUACUCGCAAGAUGACCCGAUCGAGGCCUUCGAAGCCGCUAUCGAGACCAAGACGAAGUUGCUGCUCGGCAUCUGGACCUCGGGCACCAGCAGCAUCGAGAAGGAGCUCAGCGCGCUCAAGAAGGCGGUCGACAAGUACGGCAAGGACUUCACCGACCUCGUGAUUGGCAUGUCAAUUGGCAGCGAGGAUCUCUACCGCGAUUCCGAGACGGGCAUCAUCAACAAGGCCGGAAUUGGUGCCGGGCCGCAGGUCAUUGUCAACUUCAUCAAUGAGUACAAGAAGGCCUUUGCCGACACGGCCCUUGCUAGCGUCCCCAUCGGGCAUGUUGAUACGUGGGAUGCCUGGACCAACGGCACCAACAAGGUUGUCAUCGAUGCCGUCGAUUGGGUCGGUGUCGACGAGUAUCCCUACUACGAGAACGGCAAGGGCAACGACAUCAAGAACUCUGGCCAGCUCUUCGACCGCGCCUUCAAUGCCGUCGCUGGUGUCGUUGGGGAGAAGCCCAUCUGGGUUACAGAGACCGGCUGGCCUGCCACUGGCCCCAACUGGGACCAGGCGGUUGCCAGCGUCGAGAACGCCAAGUACUACUGGAACGAGGUUGGCUGCCGCAAACUCUUCAACAAGGUCCCGACCUUCUGGUACAACCUGCGUGACUCGAACCCGGACAACGAGAUGAAGUUUGCCAUUACCAACAACCUGUCGACCAAGCCUCUGUUUGACCUGACUUGCCCGACUACCUUUGAGACUCCCUCGUCCACGACUUCGAGCGACUCCUCCUCCUCCACCGGCUUUACAACCAGCGUCACCAGCGCCGGCGGCGCCGCCUCCACGGGCGGUAGCAGCACCGAGUCAGGCUCCAGCGGCUCCGGUGGCUCCGGUACUGGCAGCGCUGCCGCCACCUCGUCAAGCCCGGUAACCGGCAGUAGCUCCUCCAUGGGCAAGACGCUCUCGGCGGCCGCCGUUGCCAGCCUCGCGCUCGUCGCCGGCAUGUUUGCUCUGCUCUAA
Messenger RNA from Canariomyces notabilis, 1215 nucleotides. Its product is annotated as glycoside hydrolase family 17 protein. The record is from RefSeq and is a predicted model, not a curated record. Gene Ontology annotation, molecular function: glucan endo-1,3-beta-D-glucosidase activity. Bases 1 to 1215 code for a protein of 404 amino acids. Gene Ontology annotation, biological process: carbohydrate metabolic process; cell wall organization. The transcript has a single exon. Gene Ontology annotation, cellular component: fungal-type cell wall; cell surface; extracellular region. NCBI's taxonomy places the organism in Eukaryota, Fungi, Ascomycota, Sordariomycetes, Sordariales, Chaetomiaceae.